AUGGAUGGGUUUCGCCGUGCCGAGCGCCGGUCUCUCAAGAGCCGAGACGGAGGUGGUUACCAGCCUACAGACGGACCGGUGUACCCCGGGGAUAGACAUUAUGAUUUGAAGGCUGCGAAUGCAAAGACGGCGAAUACGGCUUUGGCGAGGGAGCUGAAGGGGAGGCAUUUGCAGAUGAUUGCCUUUGGCGGUGCUAUUGGAACUGGUCUGUUUGUCGCUUCGGGCGCUUCCCUGUAUAGAGGCGGCCCAGCAAGUGUCCUCAUUUCGUACCUCAUCAUCGGCGCGAUGCAGUAUUGCACCAUGCAGUCUCUCGGCGAGCUUUGCGUCGUAUUUCCCAUCGCCGGCUCAUUUUCUGCCUUUUCCACACGGUUUUUGGAUCCCUCUUGGGGUUUCGCGAUGGGUUGGAACUACUGUCUGCAAUGGCUUUUCAUUCUCCCUCUAGAAAUCAUCGCCGGCGCAUUCACAAUAUCAUACUGGAACGAAGCCCUCAGCAAAUCCAUCUUUGUCGCCAUCUUUCUGCUCGCGAUUGUCAUCAUCAACCUGUUUGGCGUCAAAGCCUAUGGCGAGGCGGAGUUCGUCUUUUCCAUCAUCAAGGUCACGGCUGUCAUUGGCUUUAUUCUCCUCGCUAUCGUAAUUAACAUCGGUGGUGAACCCGAAAGCGGCUAUAUCGGCGGCAUGUAUUGGCGUAACCCGGGGCCCUUCAACAACGGCUUCAAAGGUUUCUGUAGCGUCCUUGUCACCUCCGCGUUCUCAUUUACCGGUACCGAGCUAAUCGGUCUUGCUGCUGCCGAGACUGCCAACCCCCGCAAGUCGCUUCCCACCGCGAUCAAGCAGGUCUUUUGGCGUAUCACCAUCUUCUACAUCGUCGCUCUCAUGCUCGUCGGUCUGCUAGUUCCCUCCAACGACAGUCGCCUCAUGAGUGGUUCCAGCGUGGCCGACGCCAGUGCCAGCCCGUUCGUCAUUGCCAUCGAAAAGGCCGGCACCACAAUCCUCCCGAGUGUCAUGAACGCCAUCAUCCUCGUCGCCGUUAUUAGCGUCGGCAACUCGGCCGUUUUUGGCUCCUCGCGAACCCUUGCAGCUUUGGCAGAGCAGUCUCACGCCCCUCAAAUCUUUGCUUAUGUUGAUAAGCAGGGCCGUCCUCUUAUGGCUAUUAUCCUUGCGUCUUGCAUUGGUCUGCUCGCUUUCCUUGCUGACCUGAGCUUCCACGAUGCCAUCUUUAACUGGCUACUCUCCAUCAGCGCUCUUAGUACCUUGUUCACCUGGGCCAGUAUCUGUCUCUGCUACAUCCGAUUCCGCAAGGCCUGGGCCUACACAUCGCAUACACUGGAGCAGCUCCCCUUUAGGUCACACGUUGGUGUCAUUGGCGCAUGGUUCUCCUUUGUCGGUUACGUCCUCGUCCUCAUCUCUCAGAUCUGGAUUGCAGUGUCACCCGUACACGAGCCCGACAUGGACGAGAGUGCCCCCGCGCUGGUGCAAAACUUCUUCCUCAAGGUCAUGGCUCUACCCAUUAUCCUCCUAUUCUAUGGCCUCCACAAGCUCUGGUACCGCACAAAGAUUGUGCGCGUCGACGAGAUGGACGUCGAGACUGGACGGCGGUACUUCCGUAUCCACAUCAUGACGGAGCAGGAGCGCGAGGAGAGACUUGGAUGGCCAAUGUGGAAGAAGCUAUAUCGACUUCUCUGCUAA
Messenger RNA from Fusarium vanettenii 77-13-4, 1686 nucleotides. RefSeq lists its product as uncharacterized. Gene Ontology annotation, cellular component: membrane. Gene Ontology annotation, biological process: amino acid transmembrane transport. NCBI's taxonomy places the organism in Eukaryota, Fungi, Ascomycota, Sordariomycetes, Hypocreales, Nectriaceae. The record is from RefSeq and is a predicted model, not a curated record. The transcript has 4 exons. Bases 1 to 1686 code for a protein of 561 amino acids. Gene Ontology annotation, molecular function: amino acid transmembrane transporter activity.